Messenger RNA from Cryptococcus amylolentus CBS 6039, 441 nucleotides. RefSeq lists its product as hypothetical. The record is from RefSeq and is a predicted model, not a curated record. The coding region runs from base 1 to 441 and encodes 146 amino acids. The transcript has 2 exons. Lineage: Eukaryota; Fungi; Basidiomycota; Tremellomycetes; Tremellales; Cryptococcaceae.
AUGGGAUCACUCGGUUUGCUCUUCAGCGACAGCGCCUACGGAGACAUCCUGACAAACGUUUUCGCCCACCUCUUCACCAUACGGGACCGAAUUUCUACCAAUCAAAUGAGCGUUGACCUGAAUGGGAGGACGUGCAAGGGCGAACGGUGGGACUUGCUGGAGGAUAGCUCUGUUGAGGCUGGCUCUUGUUCGGAUGCUCGAGGCAGACUCAGCCUUCCGCCACCACUAUAUCUCACUUUCACCAUCACCCCUCCCGAUAUACCUACCCCUGCCGCCGAUUCUUCUGCCCAUCCUCAACACAUUUCCGCUCCUUACCUCCUUACACCAUCAUUCAACAAUACUCUUCCCAACGCUCUGAGAAGCUACUAUACUCAGAGUGAUCGAAACGAAGGGACAAUCGAAUGGACCAUGUCUGCAAAGAGCCGAUGGAGAUGUUGUUAG